UAUCGAAUAUUUACGUGCUUUUUAAUCAAAAGAUACUAGCUUCAUCAUGCAACAAAACAACCAAUUGCAACAGCCCGAAGAUUCACAGAGAAAUGCACUGAAUUACCAAUUUUCCCCGGAAGAGUUGCGAGUCCUUCGCGAGUGCAAUCGUGAAUCCUUCUUUCAACGAUCUCUUCCACUUGGGACGGUGAUGGGAUUUGGUGCUUGGUAUGCAGUACACAAUAAGUACCUUAAGGCAAGUGUUCGGUUCGGUCCCGCCCCGAAGGUAUUGGUGGGCGUUACGCUCGGUUACUUCAUCGGCAAAAUAAGCUACCAGAGCAAAUGUGCCGAAAAGAUUCUACAGCUGCCCAACUCUCGAUUGGCCGACAUGAUGCGACAGCGCCGCCAAGGAACCACGGGAAUGGCCGAUAAGUUCCUUCCGGAUCAAGGUUUCGGUGCUUCGAGUAUGCUGACACCGUUCGAAACUACACCGGCACGUGAACGACAAGCUGACGAAUCCUUCCUCAGCAACGGUUCGAUGAACCUAUACUACGACGGUCCACAAUAUUCAGGACUGGAUGAUAGCGGCCGUCCAACUGUUGACUCUACCACAAAUUUCGAAGAGGAUCUUCAGUUGCCACUCGCACCGAAAGCAUCCAAAAGCUACGAGGAACUGCGACGACAGAAUCGAGAGGAGUAUCUCAAGCGUCAGCAGCAACCAUACCGGCCGGCAACGAUCCUCGAAGACAGUCCACCUAUUCGACGCGAUAUGGCAGAACGGCGUGGCAGUGCAUCUUCGGCAGAGGAACCUUCGAUGCCACCGGGACCACCAUCUGUCAAGAACAAGUAUGGCGAUGCAUGGUCACAGUAAAAAUCGUUCUUUAAAGCAUUUUGUAGAUACUUAUCGGAAAGCUUAGUAGAGAUUAAAGAUA
Molecule: messenger RNA, 911 nt
Organism: Anopheles maculipalpis
Lineage: Eukaryota; Metazoa; Arthropoda; Insecta; Diptera; Culicidae
Gene: asrij
Product: OCIA domain-containing protein 1
Exons: 5
Coding region: 47-850 (267 amino acids)
Cellular component (GO): endosome
Source: RefSeq, a predicted model, not a curated record